Molecule: messenger RNA, 465 nt
Organism: Phalaenopsis equestris
Lineage: Eukaryota; Viridiplantae; Streptophyta; Magnoliopsida; Asparagales; Orchidaceae
Product: glucan endo-1,3-beta-glucosidase 6-like
Exons: 1
Source: RefSeq, a predicted model, not a curated record
ACCCUGCCGGGGAAUUUCGAGCGGCACUGGGGAUUGUACACUUACGAUGGUCUGCCGAAGUAUCAGCUAAAUCUGGGAACGGCAAAUGGCGGCGGUCUUGUAAAAGCGAAGAAUGUGAGGUAUCUGGACAAGAAAUGGUGCGUUUUUAAGCCAUCCGCGAGCCUGGACGAUGCGAAUGUGGCGCCGAGUGUAAGCUAUGCGUGUGAGAAUGCGGACUGUACUAGUCUUGGAUACAAGACUUCGUGCGGCAAUCUGGAGGCGAGGGGGAACAUAUCUUAUGCUUUCAACAGCUAUUAUCAGAUAAAUGAUCAGAAUGAGGUGGCCUGCGGGUUCAAUAAUCUGGCAACUAUUACGGACGUGGAUCCGUCUACUUCGACCUGUAGAUUUGAGAUUAUGAUUGAGACUGAUUCUGGGUUCUCCUGGAGAUGGAGUUUGGGGAGGGAUGGGGGAAUGAUUUGGGUGGUG